GAAAUAUUUAAACAUAAAACACAUCAAUUAAAAUAGAACAGUGAAAAACCAAACAUUAAUGAAUUUCUUCGAUUUUAUUACAGCGUUAUAUAAUUAGUUGAUGUGCAAUAUAAUACGGAUAGAGUAGUUUAUCUACGGUAAUCGAACGCAAAAAAUACAUUCGAGUCACAUUUCUUGGUGUGUAUCAUCAUGGGCGUAGAUCUGUGAAACAGGGCCACCCAAAUUCUGCAAGAAAAUAGCUGCAUAUCUGGAUUUUGCACCUCGGAUCUCUAUUAUAAAAGGGGCAUAGGCUAUCUAGUUUAUAUGUAGCAUCACAAAAGGGACUUCAUUUAAUCUUACGUCUUCUGGAAACAGCCAAAAUGACGGAAUACAAGUUGGUGGUUGUUGGAGCUGGAGGCGUUGGUAAAAGUGCUUUGACAAUUCAGUUGAUACAGAACCACUUCGUAGAAGAAUAUGAUCCAACAAUAGAGGAUUCCUACAGAAAGCAAGUUGUGAUAGAUGGCGAGACUUGUCUCUUAGAUAUUUUGGACACAGCAGGUCAAGAGGAAUACAGUGCUAUGAGAGAUCAGUACAUGAGAACAGGAGAGGGCUUUCUAUGUGUCUUUGCAGUAAAUAAUCCAAAGUCAUUUGAAGAUAUAAACCAAUAUAGGGAACAAAUAAAAAGAGUGAAAGACGCAGAUGAAGUUCCUAUGGUCUUGGUAGGUAACAAAGUAGAUUUACCACAGCGGUUGGUAGAUACAAAACAAGCAAAGCAAGUUGCAGAUAGUUAUGGUAUACCUUAUGUAGAAACUUCCGCCAAAACAAGACAGGGUGUUGAUGAUGCCUUCUACACCUUAGUUCGAGAAAUACGAAGAUUUAAAGAAAGAAAAGGGAAAGAAAAGAGUCAAAAAAGACGGAAAAUGAAAUGUACUGUAUUAUAAUUACUUCAAUGGACUAGUAAUUCUGAACAUGAAAUGUAUUUAUGUAAACUACAAUUAAUCUGAUCUGAAGCUGAGAUUGCAAGGUGCUAGCUCUGCUUAUAAUUAUAGAUGCUAGCUCCGCCUAGACAAGAUGCUAGCUCCGCUUAGAAAUAUGCAAGUUGCUAGCGCUGCUUAAAAAUAAAACCUCAAAUGAUAUACUAGCUGUACGUUGGAUGUAUCAUGGAAGCAAGGUGGAUAAAAUGUUAUUGCAUUUUAUGACAAAAUGUAAAGAAAGACUACCAACAGAGUAGCGUUGCUGUGAGAAGAGAUACACAUCCAUGAACUUAUCAUUGAGGGAUAUUUGAAUUGUACAAAGUCAAAAUGCUAUUAGACUU
This is a messenger RNA of Owenia fusiformis, 1294 nucleotides long. Lineage: Eukaryota; Metazoa; Annelida; Polychaeta; Sabellida; Oweniidae. The record is from the annotation of a GenBank genome assembly.